Messenger RNA from Thecamonas trahens ATCC 50062, 1852 nucleotides. RefSeq lists its product as uncharacterized. The coding region runs from base 317 to 1807 and encodes 496 amino acids. The transcript is spliced from 2 exons. The record is from RefSeq and is a predicted model, not a curated record. NCBI's taxonomy places the organism in Eukaryota, Apusomonadida, Apusomonadidae.
GACGCCAGCAAGGAGCAGGCAGGCGGUGACGAAUGGCACGGACAAGAGGCCGGGGGCGGCCCACGGUGAACAAGAAGAAGAGGACACGGCUGUCAAAUCCAAGGCGACGUAGGGCUGAGACCGUGUCGGCUCCGCCGCAGCCUGUCGGCCCCCUCCGGACUCGGUCUGGGCCUCGCACUCGCGGCCGACCAAGGCUCAAGCCGAAGCCUUUCUCAAAAACGUCGCCAGGCAUGCCCCGCAUGUCUGCGAUGAGGUCAUCGCGCUGCUUGGCGCAUACCGCGCAGGAGUGGCCGACUGCAAGAGCGUGAUCAACCAGAUGAACGCGUUGAUCGGGUUCGAGUCGCUGCUGAUGGUCGAGUUUAAGGGAUUUCUGGCGCCGGAGGACCGCAGAACACCUUUGCUUCUCAGGCACAUGGAGCGGCUGCGGCUGCAGCUCAACUCGCAGGCCGAGGUGGAUCGCAACCGCAGGCUUGCUGCGCAGUGGAAGGCUGGCCACGGUGGAGGGGUGGAGGGCAAGGGCAAGGAGGAGGCCGAGGCAGCACACAAAGGUGCAGAGUUGGCUGGCGUGACCAGCGGGUACUCGCGGGCCCAGCUGGCUCGGAUCAUGGAUGCGCUGCGGGUGGCUACGCCGACCAAGGCACACGCCAAGACGGUUGACAUUGUGCGCCAGGUUAUGUCGCAGGAGAUGUCGUGUGACGAUGCUGUCGACGCCAUCGAGGACGUGAUAGGCAGUGGCGAGGCGGCUGCCGAGCUCAAGCGGUACCUGACCGGCGCGCUGCGGCCCGAGGAGGACCAAGCAGCGAGCAAGUUUACGGUGCCGAAUGGCCAGCUGGUUGAAGCGAUGCGGCGUGUGCUGCGGCUCGGGCCCGGUCGGGGCGAUAUGAGGCGGACUAUGCCAAUGGCAGCCGGGCUGCUGAUGAUGAGUGUGGUCGCCAACGCGCCUAUUGCUGCCGACUUUGUGGACUCGUUUGAGGAUGUGCUAAGCAAGAGCGAGCUCGCGGAACUGCACAGCCUCUGCAGACAGACUCCGUGGUGCAUGCUCGAAGGUGGACUCGCUGUUGUGCGUGCGCCGAUUGUGGAUGUACCUAGCGCCGACUCUGAGGCGCAGAUGCGGUGGCUGAGGGUGGCGGCGCAGUCGGCAACCGAGGCUAGCAACGUCAUCAGAGUUGACUACAUGCCAUUUCGCGCCGACACGCCGCCAGACGCGUUGACCUCUCUUGCAGGUGCAGCCCUCGCGGCAGCUGGCCACAUUCCGAUGUAUGCACUCCCUGUCGAUGUCGUCGGUGACAACGAGGUGGUGGUGGUGCCCAGUUGCAGCUUCGGGAGGGUACGAGUGGUGACGGUUGUGGCGGCAACCCGGAUGCUCUCAACCUGGGUCCGCGACGUGGUGCCAAUGGAGGCUAUCACGCCGAUCGCAGUGCCGGAGGUUGCCCACGCAAUUCCUGACAGCUAUGUCGUCAACGUCGCGCACUUCUCUAUCGUUGUUGGCAACAGUCGCCUCGAGGACUACCUGCUCGAGAGAUCUGGUCCGGGUUUUAUCUACCUGUACGGCACGACGGCAGUGACGGCCAUUGUCGCGUCGCGGCACGGCAUGCCGUGGCACGACCGCGGACUGUUUGGUGUCCUCGAGGCAGUGCUGGCGGUGCUCGGCCGCAACCCGGAGCGGGCGCCACCAAACAAGCUGAUACUCGAGACUUUGUGCAGCAAGGCGAGCAAGUUUGACAAGGCCGUCUUUGCCCUCGAGUGGGGCCCAAACCAGGACAGCGUCAAGCUGGUGACUCGCUAUCACCCGGCUCCGAUCCAGUAGCGGCCGCUACCAGGAGCGGGACGUCCGACGAUGACGACGACGCCA